This is a messenger RNA of Phialemonium atrogriseum, 1236 nucleotides long. RefSeq names its product salicylate hydroxylase. Lineage: Eukaryota; Fungi; Ascomycota; Sordariomycetes; Cephalothecales; Cephalothecaceae. The coding region runs from base 1 to 1236 and encodes 411 amino acids. The transcript has a single exon. Gene Ontology annotation, molecular function: FAD binding. The record is from RefSeq and is a predicted model, not a curated record.
AUGCCUAUCUUCAGACCUCGCAUCGCCAUUGCAGGUGGUGGCCCCUCAGGCCUGGCGCUCGGCCUACUGCUGCACCGGCGUGGCAUCGACGCCACCAUCUACGAGUUGCGAAGCAAGCCCACGCCGGGGGAGCUCGCCAAACCGUCCGGGAUGCUAGACCUGCACGAGGAGUCCGGGUUGAGGGCGAUACGCGAGUGCGGCCUGUGGGACGGCUUCCAGGCGGCCGUGGGCGACUGCUCCGAGGCGACGCGCGUCCUCAAUCCCGACGGCGUCGUGCUCCACGCCGACGAGGGCGAGCUCUCCUACCGGCCGGAAAUCCCGCGGAACGCACUCACUGACCUGCUCGUCCGGAACCUGUCGGUGGACACCAUCAAGUGGAACCACAAGAUCGCGGGCGCCGAGCGCUCCCGCAACGCGGCCACGGGAGCGACUGAGAUCACCCUCGACCUCGGCCCGGACAGCGGCGCCGCGACGUACGACUUCGUCGUCGGCGCCGACGGCGCGUGGUCCCGGAUCCGCAACCUUCUCUCGGACGUCAAGCCCUUUUACAGCGGCGCGCAGUACGUGACGGCGACGCUACGGCACGCCUCGACCAGACACCCGCGCCUGGUCGAGCUGAACGGCACCGGCACGCUCUGCGCGCUCGGCGGCGGAAACGGCCUCAUGACCCACCGGGGCCCCCAGGACUCGAUCCGCGUGUACGCGGCGGUGAGCACGCCGGACGAGCACUGGGCGACGACGGCCGGGCUGGCGGGGAAGACGGCCGCCGAUAUCAAGACGGCGCUCCUGGGCGACGGCGGGCCGUUCCGCGGGUGGGCGCCCCCGCUGCGGGACCUGCUCGCCACGGCGUGCGACGAGGACGCAAGGGAUAACCCCGGCCGCGCGGCCGAUGUCACGCCGCUGUACAUGCUGCCCGUCGGGCAUGGGUGGGAGCACCGGGCGGGCGCGACGCUGGUCGGCGACGCGGCGCACCUGAUGACGCCGUGGGCGGGCGAGGGCGUCAACCUGGCCCUGUGGGACUCGCUGGACCUGGCGCGCGUGCUCGCGGCUGUGCCUGGGGUGGCGGACGCGGCGGCGUGGCAGGCGGCGCUGGAGCCGCGGGUGAGGGAGUUUGAGGAGACGAUGCUGGCGAGGGCGGCUGAGAAGGCGGAGGAGACGGCUAGGAACAAGGACCUGUUUCUUAGUGAGAAUGGCGCACAGGAGAUGGCGGAUAUGUUCAAGCGGUUCUAUGGAUGA